UGUCGUCGCGUGCAGAUCAACGAAAAAAGAAGGAGAGAGAGAAAAGAGAACGGCUCUCCGAAUCUUUCAUGAAACCGAUAGUGAAUGUCGCGAAGGUGACGGCAACGACAAGUUGAGCUGAACAUGUCGAUGUGAUAUACAUUCGCAUUAUCAUUGCAGAUUACAGUUAGCUCGAGGUUUUUGUAUCGUGUUCUUCGUUCUCACGAUGUAUCGACGAGGUGUGACAGAGGCGACAACGUUGACGGAAUUUGAGGAAAGUGUAUCCUUCGAUGCGGAUGAUCCAGACUUUGCGCCUAAGCCGAAUACAAUGCUAAAUGUCCUCCACGACGCACAUUGCUUAGCUCUCGCGGACACCAAAAUCGAUAUUAGUAAAGUAUCCACUUACCAGUGUAACAUGUCGGUUACUUCCGUACAAUCAGCUACCACUGAGAGCCUUUCCCGUCACGGAAGCAACAUCUCGCUAUCCCGUCACAGCCUGUGUGGGAGCGUGGACGAUGGUCUGCAAGGCUCGCAUCCCCAGUACCAGGACACGAUCCUCACGAUCGAGGAGCUGCGUGCUCAGCUCAACUCCUGCUUUACAUGCGGGGUGUCGUGGAGCGAGGAGCACGUCUCCCUGGACUGCAGCGAGUGCGGUGGCUACUCCCUGCAACGGCCAUGCCCGCUUUGUGACGGUCGUUGCCAUACCGCGUGGAAGCGCGACCUCACCAUGUCCCAUGCGAGUGGUAAAGCAAGAUGGAUCGGUGAGUGCGGGCUAAGCUGUGGACCCUCCUUGGAGGAAUCACUGGUGCCCGCGUUGGAGAAGCUGCGGGCUACUUCGUGAACGGCGUCAGCCCGAGCACCGCCAAUCAUGCACAAGACUUAAAUCCAUCACCAUCCAUCUAGCAUCACCCACCACCAUCGCGUGCGAGACUCAAGAAAGAAAGAAAGAGAGGAAGAGAGAGAAAGAGAAAUGUGUGAAUGUGGACCAUGGAUGAUAUGCAUUAUGUUCCUGAGGGGGACGGCUGACAAGGGAAAGAAGGGUCAGUUUCGGCCUUGUGGUUUUUUCCCCAAAGAUACAAAGCCGUACCCAGCUGGUCCCUCAACAUCAAGGACCACCAUCAUCGUCAUUAUCGUCUUUCAGGCGAAAGUACAAAAACUACACGAUCGACGUCCGAAUUCUAUGAAGAAUUUCUACGUUAUAUUGAAUGAUUAACUAUGUUGCAGCGAACUAGUUUAAAAUAUUGCUCUUUCGGAGAACAGAUUCUAAUUUACUUUCAGAAGAUUUUAUGCCGAUUUAUUGUGUCGUAAAAUUUAUUUCGAUUAUUUCUCCAGCGAUUUAAGUUCUGUCAAGAAACAGAAUUUGAUCUUUUUUUUUGAACGAUUUUUUGCCGCUGAUGUGGAAUUAUAUCAUCGCUACACGAAAAUAACUUUUUUGCGAAAUGGCUUUUUUGCAAAAUUCAAAAAUAGAUAAUUUGUGAAAGAGAAAUCUUUCUGUCUAAGAAUACGUCGAUGUAUCCAUGAAGCAGAUUUGAUUGUUCUUUGAAAUAUUUUUGAACCUUACAUUCUUUUUUAAAUUUAGAAUAUAGAAAUGUAUAAUAUCGAAAAAAGUGCAAGAAAAGCAGGAACGAAUCGAAAGUACACUUUGAUAAUUUUUUUUUCUCAUUCAAUCUGGAUGACUUUAAAACUUUUUGUUAGUUUGUGUAUAAAAUUAAAGAUAUGAAAUUUCACACGAAGAAAAAAUAAAAGAGUGUAAUCUCAGAAUAACAUGAAUGAAGCUUUGCUUUUAGACUUGAUUGGCAUAGUUAUCUUUUGGAACAGCUAAUGUCUUUGUACAGACAACUAAUUUUGACAGUGAUUGUAACUCCGAAAUAUUUUUAUACCAUUUGAUUUGGCCAUCGUAACAAUUGUUUGUCAUUCGCACACUUAUUACAAAAUUGAAUUUUUGUGUUUUUUUGAAUUCUAAGGCACAUGCACCUGAAUCGGUCACUUUAGAAUACGACGUAAAGCUAUUUUCCAAAUUAAAACAAUCAAAAGAGUUUUUUUUUAUGAAAGUGUGCAUUCUAAAGAUUUUUAUAUUGUGUAUAAUAACAUUCACGUCAUUAUUACGUCAUUAGUUACACAUCUAGUUUUAAAGAAUUUUUAUUUGUAGACUUAAAGCAAUGAAAAAAUGAUUAAUUCGUUUGUGGAAAAUUCGAUUUCUUACUGCGGAUUGCUUAUUACAAAUGUUUUCAAAUUUUUGUAUCGAUCAAAAUUACGAAACUCGCACCACGUAAAAAUAUCAUGACUUCGGACAAAUUUUAAUGACGAUAGCUUAAUCUUCGGUCGUUCCUAUAUUAUAGCAAUGCGAGAGAAGCCCGACCUUCACUUUACUUUUUUACGUAACGAAAGUUACAUCUCGGCCUCUCUGUCGCGCGAAAGAGCGCGAAUUUGCAUUACGCGAAUCCUAGGAUAAUUAUUAGGCAACAAUUAAUCGAUCGAGCGAUCUGACAGCGAGAAACCCGUCCGGGAUUUUCGCACGAGAGCACGACGUAUCGGUGUUUUGUAGGUAAAUAAUUAUUCGAUAUUCUUCGCUUUUAAUUGUCACAACUGUAUCAUCGGCGAAAUAAUUCCGAGCUUGCGAUUGUAUACGAUAAAAAUUUAGUCGAAGAUUUGCCUCUUUAGCGAGGAUUUUUAGUGUUAACGUGACGUGAUUCAAUCGUCAUAGUCCUAAGGAUUAAUAGACAGUCGGUGUGUUGCCAAUUCGAGAAAAAUUAUUAAAUUAAUUAUUUCCACAAAAAUAGCAAUUAGAAAAUUUGACAUUCGAAACGUUAUUGUGCGUCGAAAUUGGUACGGCGAGGAGAAAAGGGUACGAAAAUACACAGUUGUAUUGUCCGUUUGCAUUGUAACGGAAAAUUAUACGAAUCUCCUUGGGUCUAUGAAAGUUUAAAAAGAUCGAUUGUAUUUAUAGCGUUUCUCGACAAAGAUACGUCUUGCUCGCUUUAAAUAGUCCGCUUUCCUGCCGAGCAUUUCUGCCAAGUGGUUGGUGGAGUAGCUCGACUCCCAAGUGCAUGAGAAUGUCUCAUGUGAUUCAACAAUUGCAUACUCGAUAUAAAGAAAAUUGCGAGUGCCCAAUGAGAUUUUAUUGUCGAAGAAUCAAAAUCAAAGUUAUACAAUUUCAUCAUGUAAUAUUGAGUAUAAAUAUUAUUCGCAUAUGCGAUACUUUAAAUACCUUAUAACAGAAAAGUGCAGAUUCAUUUAAAUAUAUUCAUAACUUAUAUAUUAAAUGUGAUGCUUUUAUAUAUUCCAUCGUUGUUAUUAUGGGGCUUGCAGAAUUUUCUGUGUCAAGUCAAUUUGGAAAGCAUUUACGUCGUGCCAAUGACUUUUUCGGAUUUUUAU
This is a messenger RNA of Trachymyrmex cornetzi, 3354 nucleotides long. RefSeq names its product protein pinocchio (gene Pino). The transcript is spliced from 6 exons. The record is from RefSeq and is a predicted model, not a curated record. Lineage: Eukaryota; Metazoa; Arthropoda; Insecta; Hymenoptera; Formicidae. The coding region runs from base 206 to 820 and encodes 204 amino acids.